AAAAAGCAAACCUAGUCACGGUACUUUGUACUUCAACUGGUUAGUUUCAAAUCUUCCGUAUUGAGAAGUUGACGAAAAUCACUUUACUGCAUGUCGAUCGAGCGAUCAACAUUUUUAUCAAAAUGUGGACUUUUCGCAUUAUUGUGACUGUCUGUGUACUUUUUGAAGUCGGUGUUUCGGUUUGUCGCAGUUUGGUGGAGGUGAUGUAGGUAUACCACCAAGCAGUGGCAAGUUACACUCACGUAUUUACGGAUAAAGUGUAUAACCAAAAAUCAUUACGUCAUUAAAAUAUGAGGGCUUAAACUUAAAGAUGGUUGACUUUGUUGAUUAAUAAUGAUAUUGCAAAGAACAUGUGUAUCCGCACCAUCAGCACUUCGGCAAUAACAAUGGACGUAACGGACGUGGCUAAUUGAUCACUUUAUAAACGGAAGAUACAAUUUUAAUAGUAAGAAAAUAAUCCACAACACUUUGUAAUAUUACGAGCGUAUUAAUCAAACAUUCUGGAGUAAAAUUGUUUAAAUACUUGUGAUAGAAGAAUUGACAUGGCCCACGAUAUGACCGGGGUUUCAAAGUUUGGGUUUGCCGCCCUGCGACCGAUAAGUAAAGCCAUGUAUACAGGAUUUCUACUUGCUUUUAUUAUUGGGGUUUUAGAGGCCGAUUUUAUAAGAAACCCAUCUAGCACGUGGUAUGACGGAUACAUUAAAUGUCUACAAAAUGGUCAGACCAUGUUGACCUGGGGGGAUGUGCAAUUUAGAAGAACGUCUCACCUGAAAAUAACGUAUCCGAUUUGGCUCAACGGCUUCGAAGUGCUACUCAACGGCCUAGACCAAAACUUCAAAUUACACAAAUAUCGGAAUACUAGGACCCGUGUUCGUUGCAUGAAUAGCUCAGAGUUCGCUAACAAAUUCCUGGGUUUUGAGGAAGGAAGCAAAUAUUGCCAGAAUCAAACCAAUGGAUUACAUAAAGACUUGCCUUUUGUGAAUCACACUAACCUGUACAUGUUUAGGAUGUUUACUAGUGACAUGUAUUGGAUACAAGAUAUAGACGUUGCACCAUUUCUAAACUCGGAAGACCUGACUGUGCAUUGUUAUGUGCUUAACGCAUUUGACGAUUUGCAAAAAGACAACUGUACCAACAAAUAUUCAUCCAUCUGUAUAAAUGAAACUGUUCAUGAUACUAUAAAAUACAGCACAUAUAAGACGAAGAUGCGAAACUACGAUCCGACAUCAUCUGGCACAACCGAGAAAUCAGCAGCAGUAACUUCAGUGUUUGUGACGUCACUAGUUACGUUCGUAACUUACAUUGACGUUGAUUUAACUACUAGCGCAACAAACACCCCGUUUUAUUUGACCGAUACAACCAGCGACCCUAAAACCGAAGAAGAUGUGAAGACAUCGUCCCUUAUUAUAUGGCUUGCAACAGCGCUUGGCUUAUGCCUGCUUUUACUUGUCGUCAUCGUCGCUUGUUUGUGUCUCAAAAGGAAUCAAGAGAACAACAAUAGAACUACCUUUCAACAAAACGAGCUUGUACAGCCAUCGAUUGUUCCGCAAGGUCAUGGCGACAACAUCGUUAAUUAUGAUGUCAUUCUCGACGAUGUAACAGGGCGUGAGGCAACACCGUACACCUCACUCCAGAUGACAGAAAAGCAUCUGUACACUGCACUGACCGUUAGACUAGAGAAUAAUGAUGAAGAACCGGACAAUGACAGUCCACUCGAGACAAAUUACGCAGAUGUCGAAGUUCCGGACAACGAAGGUCAAGGGCAGACAAAUACGCAUUCCGAAGCCAAAGUUUAUUAUUUUGUUGUUAAAUAAGGUACACGUUUAAUUAAGGCUUCCAAAAGGGCGCAUUCAUGUUUUGGUUUAAGCUUGUAUUAUGUAGGAAUAAGAUGUCGAAUUGCUCAACACAAAAUUUAGCUUAUGUUCGAAACUAUCGAAAUAUAAGAUAAGGCAAUUUAAUUCUAAACAAUAUGUGUUUAACUCCUUCAGAAAGUUUGUAACCACAGUCUAUUUUCCCCGGAUGUGGUUAAUGUAGAAUGCAUGGAGCCAGCAACUCAGAUAGCUCAGUUGUUUCAUCGUCAUUGUUGGGUCCCGAAUAUAAGAAGAUCGAAACCGUAUCGGACUAGUAAAUUGUUAUAUUUCAUUCAAUAAUUAAAUGACUACAUAUUGUGAACGCUUUACAACUGCAUAAACAUUUUAUUUUAGACUUGGCGUUUUCAUUUGUUUCUAUGCGGCUUCUUUUUACCAUUAAAAUGAAACAUUUAUUUUUAAAUUGUAAUCAAUAAUACUGACUCCAUGUUCUUAAAAUAAUUAAAUGGUACAUAACAACUAUUUUUUGUUCAAGCAUAUUUUUUAUCUUUAUUCGUUCAAAACGUUUAUGAGGAACACAAUGACGUGUGUUACACAUAUUGAGGUAGUUAUAUUUAUUUGUUUCUGUAUAUGAAGCGAUCUAAUUUUUCGUUUUCAAAUAUGACCAACUACUAAUACGUACUUAUAGGUCAGCAUGAAAAACCACAUGACAUGUUUUCAUUGCUGUUUCUGUAUCAAUAUUACGUUUUUGUUUUCGUGUUAGGUUGAACAAACUACACUUGAAUGAUCAAACUUUCCAGGAUUGAAUCCAUUACAACUCACUUCUCACGACGGAGAACAAUCCGCUUAAAAUAUAAAAUUAUAAUUGCACCGGAAAUCGAUCACAUAAUGGAAAUGUGACACUAAGGUAUUUGCAAAUUGAUACCGCAUGUUAAUCAUCAUGAGAAUAAGGCUACACACUACCUACUCUGACGUAAAAUGUAUAAAUUGGAACAACAAUGGACAUGAAUAUUGUGUACUUAGAACUUAAUUUUUAACAACGUCAACAAAAAUUAUUAAACAUGUUUUAGCUCAGUGUGCGUAAUAACUAUGUCAAUAUGUAAAUUUGAAAUAGUUAUACCGUAUAAUGGAAUACGUAAAUAAUGAUAUUAAACAAUGAAAACCUUUACAAAUCUUCAAAAUUGUCUUGUUUAUCCCCUACUAAAACUCUCCUUAAUUAUUGUACAUAAACCUCAAGUACGUGUUUUGUAAAUAUUCAAGAUAUUUCUGUGUUUUUAUGUUUUCCAAUACUUAUUUUCUGUCUUAUUUUUUCCUAGCAAUGAUUCUCCUAAAAAUUCCUUAUUGUAUAUAUUUGCUAGUAUGGUACAUUUUAAUGUACGAUUGUAGUAACUGGAAUUCAAAUCUAAAUAGUGUCUACAUAUGCAAUUGCAGAAAUAAUAAAAGUAUUGCUUACAAACACGUUUCUUGUGUUUAGUUUUAAUUUAUGAAAUACUAUUACUCAUGUUUCACUUCAUUUGCAAAAGACAUUUUUUAAUAUUAAUUUGGAAUUAUUAACUCUAAACCUAAAAGAGACUUAUUAAUAGACGAUUUGAAUAUUUUCAAUAUUAGUUGUUAACAUAUAUCUGUAUUAGUUGAUCACAGAUUCCAACAAUUAAAGUAUGCUAUGUAUAAUAACACGCGCAAUGACAUUGCAAUAGCACAUUAUAUAGACAAUUAGGGCGUUGGUUUUAUUAUUGUUUUAUUAUUUGUUUAAUUUGUAUUAUUGGCACAUCUUAAUAUCAUUGUACAGAUAUUAUUUUUGUAUCCACUGAUUAGUUAACAAGAACGAUUUUAUUUAUAGUUAAUAUAAAUAAAGUCACAACUUGUGUGCAUUUAUUAAUGCCUUUCUCAACGUUGUCUACAUUUGUCAAAUUGUAAUGUGCAACGCAGUUAUAGUUUAGUUCCUAUUAUACUUAAUCUAUCUUAUUUCUGGCUUACUGCACUGGCCAAAAGCCAGUAGUUUCAUCAACAAAUGUUAAUAGUUGCGUAAUACAUGUAUAAUAUAAGAAGUUUCACAAACAUGGGCUUUUAUUUUAUUUCGAAUACUGGUUGUUUGAUCUGUAUAGCGUUUUGAAAGUUUGAAAGCUUUACUAACUUAUUUACGAAGUUGUGGUACUGCUAAAAGGAAAGUUUUUGAAGAACAGUUACUCAUAUUAAGAGCAAAUUACUCCUUAACUCUCUUGAAUGAAAGUCCGUCUUUACAGUAAAAGUAUCACAGAAACGCCUAAAAGUAUUAUUUUUCAAACACAAAGAGCAAAUGAUUAAAAUUGACAAUAAACAUUGACUUUAUAUAAAGUAAUCUGCCACGUUAGCAUGUUUACGUCCAGCAUACUUAUAGAAUUACUUAUGUUUCUGUUGUUGUUAAUUCGAGGGAUAACAUCAUACAUACCUUUAUUUUUAUAUACUUAGUUUUAAAGUGUUUGCUGUUGUUGUUAAUUUCAAAAUGCUUUUAGCGCUUUAUUUUUAUUAUUAAAGUGAAAAUAUUAUUUGUUUUAUUUCAUUUCUUUCAUAUAUAUUUAUGAAAAGAAAAACUACUUGUUAAUACACAAAUCUAUGAAUAACAAAUUCAGUUGUAAACAUUAAGGUGCGUAGUAAACAGGACACGUGUUAUGCUUAUCAAAUUCUCAUUGAUCAUUGUGGUAGCACAAAGGUUACAUCUUAGUUAUAUAUCAACAAGUACUGUUAAGCAAGAUAUGUUAAUAACAGACUGUAUUAAAUGUGCUUACAGGCAUUCGUAUGACCGGUCUUACAUUGUCUUUUUUGACCGGAGAUAAAUGUUGGUAGUUGGUGUUAAGAUCUUUGAAAGCUGUAGAUAUAUAUAUGCUUAUCUAACUUUAUUUGUUAAUUAAUUUGUACUUAAAAAAGAGUUUCCAAACUAUUUUUUCAAAAAGCACCUUUUAAAUUGCCUUUUAUCAAUGAAUAUUCUGUUAAUUCUUCUGACAAGUAUGUGAGUACCAUGCUCUUGUUACUGUCCUUAUACCGGAAAGGUAUUUAUAUAGAUUACAAUUGUAGACUAUUACGCAAUAUGUGUAAUCUCACACGAUCAAAUCAAUUACUGUGUUUGGUUUUAUGCCCUACUACCGACAACUCUAUUUUGUGUGAUUCCUUAAGAACAACUAUAUUUGGCUUGAUUCCUGAAGAACAACAACUCUAUUGAAUUUGAUUGUUAAAGAACAAUAACUCUAUUUGAUUUGAUUCAUGAAGAACAACAUUUCUAUUUGGUUAGAUUUCUUAUAUUUUGGUCUUCAGUAUACUGAUGCGUAAUCACAUGUCUUUAUUUACACUAAGAUAUAUUCAACAAAGAAUUGUAUUUUUAAAAUGUCAUGUUUUAACACUACACACAGUGUUUGCAUACAUGGUCGUACACUAAAAUGCAUGUACUUGCUUUGUAAUGUAGUUUUUACUUGAACCUCCGAAUACGUAUAGCGAACAGAGAACAUAGAGCGUCUCUGACUAUAGGUAUUUGCGUUCAGACAUGGAAGACUAGCAUCGAAUUCAACGAUUCUAAUAAACUUUCUGUUCUGCUA
Messenger RNA from Dreissena polymorpha, 5374 nucleotides. RefSeq lists its product as uncharacterized. The record is from RefSeq and is a predicted model, not a curated record. Lineage: Eukaryota; Metazoa; Mollusca; Bivalvia; Myida; Dreissenidae. The transcript has 12 exons. Bases 543 to 1814 code for a protein of 423 amino acids.